Molecule: messenger RNA, 441 nt
Organism: Didymodactylos carnosus
Lineage: Eukaryota; Metazoa; Rotifera; Eurotatoria; Philodinida; Philodinidae
Source: the annotation of a GenBank genome assembly
AUGAAACUGGAAUUAUGUAAAGAAUGUGAUUGUGAUAGUCUUCUUGAAUUUUACUAUUAUUCACUGGCUGAACAAUUACAACAUAUUUUACUGAUACCAACUGUGUAUGAUCAAAUAACAGAACAGCGCGAACAAAAUGAAGAAAAGUUAAGACUAACAACAUAUGGUGAUAUACUUAUGAAUGAAUCUGACACAUCCUUUACAAUGAUAAUCAAUGCUGGCGGGAUCGUUUCCAAGAAUCAGCACGUGGCAUUAUGGCUGAUUAUGUCUAUGUUAAAUGAAAUACCAUUACCGACAAUUCGAUAUUCAGAAUCAAUUGUGCUUGGUGGUGAUAUUCCGGCCAAAAAGCAUCCAAGCAACAGAUCAUUCGAAACGAUACUAAACAUCAUAUCUCAACAGUGUAGAAACACUACAAUUCUACUUAAUUGCUGUUUGUUCUGA